Linum tenue is the source of this 498-nucleotide messenger RNA. The record is from the annotation of a GenBank genome assembly. Lineage: Eukaryota; Viridiplantae; Streptophyta; Magnoliopsida; Malpighiales; Linaceae.
AUGAAACUCUUUAUUGGAGGAGUGGUGCAUAAUAAUGAGGAUACUCCUUCCAAGGAUGACUUCUCCCGUGUGUCGGCUGAGAUCAAAGAUGUCGAGAAAGAUUCUUUCGUUCUACACAUCCCUGAGAGAAUCUUAGACUAUGACAAUGCAGAAAGUAAGCCAUCCAAGUUGGAAGUGGAAGCAAUUGCAGCCAAAGGCGUUUCUGAACUUAUGCCUCAAGAUGUAGCAAAGGCAUUUUGGGGUGUCGAUAAAGUUUCUUCAAAGGUUUCCAGGAAUGUGCGUGAAAUAUUCAAACUUGUUGUAGAGUUCUUCGAGUAUGUUGAGGCCGUGAAGCUUACUGGGGAUCUUAAUGUUCCUGCUGGCCAGGUUACAUUUCGUGCCAAAAUUGGGAAAGGGAGUCGCAAUUCCAAUUGUGGGAUGUAUCCUGAUGAAUUAGGAGUGGUUGUGAGUUAUAACGGUGAAGGGAGAAUAGCAGAGUUCGGGUUUAAGAAUUCGUGA